Prunus avium (sweet cherry) is the source of this 1205-nucleotide messenger RNA. Its product is annotated as ras-related protein RIC1-like. Lineage: Eukaryota; Viridiplantae; Streptophyta; Magnoliopsida; Rosales; Rosaceae. The record is from RefSeq and is a predicted model, not a curated record. Gene Ontology annotation, molecular function: GTPase activity; GTP binding. Gene Ontology annotation, biological process: hormone-mediated signaling pathway; positive regulation of DNA-templated transcription. Gene Ontology annotation, cellular component: nucleus.
CUAUUUUAUAUCUGUAUGACACAGGAUGAUUCAUAUCUGGACAGCUAUAUUAGCACAAUCGGAGUUGAUUUUAAAAUUCGCACAGUCGAGCAGGAUGGGAAGACCAUUCAACUUCAAAUUAAAGCUGAUUGCAUUAGGACAAUUACUAGUAGCUACUACCGUGGGGCACAUGGAAUUAUGAUAGUUUAUGAUGUGACAGACCAAGAGAGCUUCAACAAUGUUAAGCAGUGGUUUAAUGAAAUUGAUCGUUAUGCUAGUGAGAAUGUAAACAAGCUUCUUGUUGGUAACAAGGCUGACCUCACUGCUAACAAAGUUGUGUCUUAUGAAACAGCUAAGGCGUUUGCGGAUGAGAUUGGGAUCCCUUUCAUGGAGACUAGUGCAAAAAAUGCUACUAAUGUUGAGCAAGCUUUCAUGGCAAUGGCUGCUGAAAUCAAGAAUAGGUACUUGAGAAAAAGAUCGUCAAAACCCUCCCAAUUAAAAAAGAUCAUCAAAACCAUGGCUGGUUCUGAUUCUCCCUGUGGAGCCUGCAAGUUCUUGAGAAGAAAAUGUGUGAGAGGGUGUAUUCUUGCGCCUUAUUUCUGCCAUGAAAAGGGAGCUACCCAUUUUUCUGCCAUCCACAAGGUUUUUGGCGCAAGCAAUGUGUCGAAGCAUUUAGCUCACCUUUCGUUGAGCGAUCGAUGCGAGGCUGCAGUGACGAUAUCAUGGGAAGCUCAAGCCAGGCUUCAAGAUCCCAUAUAUGGCUGUGUUUCACAUAUUUUUGCUCUCCAACAGCAGGUGGUCAACUUACAAGCAAAGUUAGCUUUCCUCAAGGAUCAAGCAGCUCAAAGCUUUGUCAAUGGCUCUGCUGUAGCAAACCCUAAUGAGAACAGGCAAUGGGGUUUUCAGGAUGCUGAUGAGCUUCAAUCAGUGGCUUUCAGCUACAUUCACCAGCAUUCAUGAGGUGACGGCCCAUCGAUGAGUAUAUUGGCUUUCGUGUCUACUUUUCCUCGCAAAAGCGCUUUUUUGUUGUAGUGUUGGUCUCUAGUCUUAGAGUGGAGAAAUAAUGUAACUUGGGUUUACCAAGGACAAGAUAUAUGGAGCUUGGCCUCCAGCCUUUCAAUGGAGUGUUCUUCACUUGUUUAUGUAUAUUUUUGGAUAUGUUAUGUGUACUUGAAUGACUAGUAUGCUUGUGUACUUUUGAAUGGGAGAAACUUUUAUUCGUGUCA